Saccharomyces eubayanus is the source of this 2226-nucleotide messenger RNA. It is a transcript of the gene DBP7, whose product is annotated as putative ATP-dependent RNA helicase. The transcript has a single exon. Lineage: Eukaryota; Fungi; Ascomycota; Saccharomycetes; Saccharomycetales; Saccharomycetaceae. Gene Ontology annotation, cellular component: nucleus. Bases 1 to 2226 code for a protein of 741 amino acids. Gene Ontology annotation, biological process: ribosome biogenesis. Gene Ontology annotation, molecular function: nucleic acid binding; RNA helicase activity; ATP binding. The record is from RefSeq and is a predicted model, not a curated record.
AUGAGUGACGAUGAUUCUAUGCUGUUAAACUUUUCCACGAAUGACGAUGCUGCCGGAAAUUCGUACAAGCAAGCUGCCAAGGUGACAGGUGGUAGAUGGAAGGAUAGACGGAGAAUGAAAAUGAAGCUAGAGGGCAAGACAGGUUCGAGAAAGAGAAGAGCGGAUGUUGCUGGAGACCAAAUACCAGGGUCAGAAAGAGGCGGCGAUUCCGGUAAAAAAGUGCAUAGAGAUAAUGCUGACGGUCCUGCUGAGCAGGAAGGACCUAAAGGUAGAAAUGCCCACAACACCCAAGGAAGGAUACUACCAGCCGAUUCUCAGUUUGUCUCGUCCUUGUUUACGUCCAAUAGAGAGAUAACGACUGCCGUGAACACCAACAUACAUGACGAAAGUGUUGCCAUCAAUCCAUCCAACGCGCCAUUGAAAACUGACCUGUUUGCGUCCCUAGGUGUUUCUGAUGUCCUGGUUUCUCACCUGGAGCAAAAAAUGCGUAUUCAAAAGCCUACUAGUAUUCAGAAGCAGGCCAUCCCUCAAGUGAUAGCCAAUGCGGGGAAGAACGAUUUUUUCAUUCACGCUCAAACUGGUUCAGGUAAGACUCUAUCUUACCUAUUACCCAUAAUAUCCACUAUUUUGAACAUGGAAACCCGUGUCGAUCGUUCCUCCGGUGCGUUUGCUCUGAUUGUGGCUCCUACACGUGAAUUGGCUUCGCAAAUAUACCAGGUCUGUUCCACUUUGAUUUCAUGUUGCCAUUAUUUGGUUCCAUGCCUAUUGAUUGGUGGUGAACGUAAAAAGUCGGAAAAGGCUAGAUUGCGUAAGGGCUGUAAUUUCAUCAUCGGUACUCCGGGUCGUAUUUUAGAUCAUUUGCAAAAUACAAAGGUCAUCAAGGAGCAAUUGAGCCAAUCUUUGAGGUAUAUUGUACUGGAUGAAGGUGAUAAGUUGAUGGAAUUGGGGUUCGAUGAAACAAUUAGCGAAAUCAUCAAGAUCGUCCAUGAUAUUCCUAUCAACUCCGACAAGUUCCCCAAGUUACCCCAUAAGUUGGUCCACAUGCUAUGUAGUGCCACACUAACCGACGGUGUUAAUAAGUUAAGAAACGUGGCCUUGAAGGACUACAAAUUGAUUAGUAAUGGUACGAAGAAGGACGCCGACGCUGUAACGGUGGCACCCGACCAACUUUUACAAAGGAUUACUAUUGUUCCACCCAAGUUACGUCUUGUCACAUUGGCUGCUACCUUAAACAACAUUACCAAGGAUUUUGUCGCCACUGACCCACAAUCCAAAACAUUGCGUACAAUCGUAUUCGUGACGUGUUCGGACAGUGUAGAAUUUYAUUAUGAUGCAUUUUCCGGGAGUAAUGGUCAUCACAAAAACCUAAUAGGUGAUUCUGUAAGAGUGCUCACAAAGGGGAACACCAUAUUUCCUUGUUUUUCAAAUUCUGAGGAUCCCAACAUGGUGAUUUAUAAACUGCAUGGUUCCUUGUCUCAACAAAUAAGAAGUUCCACUUUACAACAUUUUGCUCGUGAUAAUGAGGUCACUAAAGGAAAGCAUUUGAUCAUGUUUUGUACAGAUGUGGCAAGUAGAGGUUUGGAUCUUCCUCAAGUCGGGUCUGUUAUUGAAUUGGACCCUCCGUUUGCUGUUGAGGACCAUUUGCAUAGAGUGGGUCGUACCGCGCGUGCUGGUGAGAAGGGUGAAAGUUUGUUGUUUUUACUUCCUGGUGAAGAAGAAAAAUACAUGGACUACAUUCAACCAUACCAUCCCAUGGGUUGGGAAUUAUUGCAAUUCGAUAAAGAAAUAUUGACUCCGGCUUUCAAAGAUGUGAAUGUCAACAGAAAUGACAAAUAUAUUAAAAAAGAUGAUAAAUCGUCUAAGAAUAAGAACGGAGCUGAUAAAGAGUAUGAGUGGGACACUAAUGCCACCACAUGGCACUUGAAUAUAGAAAGACGUGUAGUGGGGGAUUCAACAUUUAAGAAUCUAGCAGUUAAAGGGUUCAUAAGUCAUGUGAGAGCUUACGCUACACAUAUAUCGCAAGAAAAGAAAUUCUUCAACGUUAAAUUUUUGCAUCUGGGUCAUUUGGCUAAGAGUUUUGGGCUGCGUGAAAGACCUAAGGCUAUGGGACUGCAGAGUAGUAAGGAUGGUGAGACUGAUAAGCCAACUAAGGAAAAUUCAAAGAAUAAAAUGUUCCGCAUGGCUCGUAUGGCAGAGAAGCAAAUAGCAAGUGAAUUCAAUUAUUAA